Messenger RNA from Acanthopagrus latus (yellowfin seabream), 5127 nucleotides. RefSeq names its product piggyBac transposable element-derived protein 5-like. The coding region runs from base 463 to 2586 and encodes 707 amino acids. NCBI's taxonomy places the organism in Eukaryota, Metazoa, Chordata, Actinopteri, Spariformes, Sparidae. The transcript is spliced from 2 exons. The record is from RefSeq and is a predicted model, not a curated record.
AUUCAUUUCUCACUUUACCAUUUUAGAGACUGUCAAAUAAAAUUGUUAAAAAGUUAUGUCAUCCAUUUUAAAGAUAAAAUAUAGGCUACUGUUCAGUGGUAAUCACUGUGAUAGGACAUCUGACCAAUUAUAUCUUGAUGUAUUGACCUUAGCAGGGCUUUUUUUUUUCAUCUUUACGCGAGACCCGUCUCCAUUUACUGGCAGUUGAUCCAUCCAGUGGUAAAACCGAACUGUGAAAACCUCUUGAAACUUUAGCCAAUGAAAUCAGUCUCUUAGCCAUAUAUGGUAUGUUGAGGGCGGGACAUCCUGUAGGAGCAGCGGCAACCGCGUAAAUCAACCUGCGCUCUCCCAGUGUGCCGAGGGAAACGCGUGGACACAGAGAGGGGAGGGCUCACGGGAAUUUAACACUCACUCACUCUGAAAACUUUCCGCCGGAGUCUUUCAUCUUGUCACACUUCGGAUAUGUUGCUCUCAGACUCCGAGGAUGAGUCAGAACAGCUGCACUCGGAUUGUCAGUCUGAUAGUGAGAGCAGCCUCUGCAGUCCGGACGAUGAAUACAUUCCGAAGGGGCUGGGCCGAGGAUCCGAUGAGGAAGACUCUAGCAUUGAAGACAGUUCAGAUGAGGAGUGGUUUAUUUCACCCCCCAAGAGAAGAGCUUAUAGGAAGUGCUCUGUUUCUGCUUCUCCGAGGUCACCGCCCUGGAAAUCCCCAUCCAAGAAGAAGGAACAGCGGUGUGUCUGUUGUGACAGUCCUGUUGGAAAAAAGCUCCACCAUGAAUCUACACCCCAAAAAGACUCCUCCCUCCCCAAGACUGGCAAGACGGACUCCUCUCCAUGCAGGAAAACUCGAAGUGGAAAGAGGCAAGUAAAAAGAACGCUUGUGAGAGAGGAAGCUGUUGAGGAAGACGAUGGAGACCAGUGGCGUGACAUUGAUGAGGAAGAUGUCGAGCCUCCUCAGCCACGGUUCAGACCUGAGAGGGUCGCCGGGCCGCAGCUGAACAGAACUGCGAAUUACACACCACUCGAACUGUUCCAGCUGUUCUUUUCUACGACAGUAAUCAACACAUUGGUAAGAAACAGCAAUGCCUAUGCGAAGAAAACACAGGAAGACCAGCAGAUAAGCUGGGUUCCUGUCACAACAGCAGAUAUGUAUUCCUUCCUCAGCCUCAUCCUCUACAUGGGCAUUGUGCCCCUAAAAACUCUGGCAGACUUCUGGAAAGGAUCCAAGCUAUUCAGCCUGCCAUUUCCGGCCUCUGUUAUGGCGCGUAGACGUUUCCUUACUAUCUCCCGCAAUCUACACAUGAAUGAUCCUGCAGUUGAGGCAGCUAAUGACCAGAAGAAAGGAACGGCAGGAUAUGAUAAACUAUGCAAGAUAAAGCCACUUUAUGAGCAGAUUUUGGAGGGCUGCCACACUUUCUUUCAUCCCUACCAGCAUAUCUCCAUAGAUGAACGGAUGGUGGCGACCAAAGCAAGAAUCGGGUUAAAACAGUACAUCAAAAACAAGCCCACUAAAUGGGGCUUUAAGCUCUUUGUUUUAGCCGACUCAACAUGUGGCUAUACCCUGAACUUUUUUGUGUAUGGGGGAAAAGACAGUAAACCAACAGGGAAAGGACAAAGCUAUGAUGUUGUCAUGAGACUGUUGAAUGUCCCCUUCCUGGGAAAAGGAUACAAACUCUAUGUGGACAACUACUACACCAGUCCAACACUUUUCCUUGACCUCCUUCAGAGAAAAAUCUGGGCAUGCGGCACUAUUCGCCCCACCACAUCUGGUUAUCCCAAAAAGAAAAAGAACGACAUGCACGGAAAAACACCCAGGGGAACUAUCAGGUGGAUCAGAAAAGGAGCAAUAUUGUUUGUUAAGUGGUUAGACACUCGGGAGGUAACGAUGUGUUCCACCUUACACAAAGCAUACAGCAAAGACAAUGUAAAGCGCAAAAUGAAAGAUACAGAGGGACACUGGACAGUGAAGCAAGUGCCUAUUCCGGGAUGCAUCAAGGAUUACAACCAGUACAUGGGGGGUGUCGACUUGUCAGAUGCGCUCAUUUCUUACUACAAUGUUCUCCAUAAAACCCGGAAAUGGUACAAAACUUUGUUUUUCCAUUUCGUGGAUAUAGCCACCGUAAAUGCCUUCAUCCUCCACAAGGAAUUGUGCAAACUGCAGAAUCGCCCUGAACUACCACAGAAAGCCUUCAGGGAGCAGCUGAUUGUGUCCCUGGCUGAUAUCGGGUCGGCACCACGCCGGUCAGCUCCGCACAACUUUCCUGCCUCAACUUUCAAAGUGCUGCCUUCUCCCUCUCCAUUCAGUGCCCUGUGGCAAUCUGAUUCCACAGACACGGAGCCAUCUCCUUCUACAUCCACUAAGGUCCCACCUCAACCUGAUCAAGGUUUCGGUCACUUGCCAUCAUACUUUGUGGAACAAAUGACGGAUGUUUCUCCUAGAUAUCGGGCCACUGCUGGCAGAAGGGCAUGUGUGGUCUGCAAAAGAAAGUCACCGGUCUAUUGCAGCACCUGUCUUAAGACACUGUGUUUCACUACUUUACGAAACUGCUAUAGUGAGUGGCAUAGAAGCAAUGGUAUCUGUGAAUAAAUGACUAAGCCUUUCAUGAAGCUGAAGUGUCCCUUUUUAAGACGAGUUCCUUUAUCACCACAAGUGAACAAAUGUCAACUAACUCAAAAAAAAAUUCUCAUUGCUACUGAUUUUGAUACCUCAUGAUUACAAUGAGUAUUUAACAAGACUGUUUAAAAGGUCUCCUAGUAAUGUAAGUUAUCAUGGUAAACUAGAUACCAGAGAGUAGAUAAUAACCUUAAUAACCUGCAGUUGGUAAACUAGAAGAAACUCUAAUAGAUAAUUGUAACCCUUAACCUGAAUGGCAGAAUUAACCAUUGAGAUGAAAAUAGUCCCAAGGCUUCAGAAUCCAAUCCUGUCAUUACUCAUUCAAAUACAUUCAAGUGUCUUUAAAAUUCCCAAUUUGAAAAAAAAAAACGUUAAGGAAUUUAUAUUGAACUGUAAAGCAUCUCACAAAGCAGGAAGCAGCCACACACUGCCUGGAUUAAUUUCAGCGCGACUCAGCUUCGCUUUGCUGCUCAGGAGGCGAGUCCCAGUGGCUGCUCACGGGAGUAAGAAUCAAACAGUCCUCAGUGGUCCGUGCUGCGGACGUCACUUCUCACUCAAAAACUGGACAAUGACCACCCAUGAGAGGUGAUAACACACCGCACGACUCUGAGGAUUAAGAUACUGGAGAUUAAGCAUCAUAAAUGGAAACAUAUCUACCUGGAAGCCUGCUUUGAAAAUGGACACCUCAUGUCAUCCUCUUGUUUUCUGCACCUAACAUCCUUUCUUACUUCGACACUGGAAACAGGGUUCUCUAGCAGUAUACUGAUAAUAAUAUACUGCUAGCUCAGCACCACUAUACUCAUUUUCAAAUUAAGGGUGUUUAUUUCCUGUAUCUUUAACGAUAUGCAACAUGACUGCAUCCAUAACAGCUGACAACCGGGACCCUUUCUUCUCAUACGGGACACAAUGAUUAAAUGAUUCUGCUAAUGUUAGCUGCUUUAUAGCGGGUGUUUGUGGGCUGCCGCGGUCUUCUCGUAGAGAACAAAGUGUCCCACUCUGAUACGUGCGUCUGUCUGAGAGGCUCAGAUAAAUGUGUCGGUCCGCUGUCUUUAGUCACAACAGCCUUUGAACAAACUGUGCAGCGGACCGUGGUUUGUUUGAGGUCCGACGCCACAAAACCAAGUUACUAACGAGAUAGUGCCGUUUCAGGAACGAGCUCUUGGCGCGCUGCAUGUUGUUGUUUGUUUCUCUGUGGAAAGUCAGUGCUUUCCAGUGCUCACAGAUGUGAGGGAAGUGCAUAUAGACUCAUUUUUGAGAAUUUACCUAUAUGAAGAAAAGCGGGUCGUCUACUGAAACAAAAAGGAGAAACACAAAAUCACACUUGAAUAUAACAGAAGACCACUGAGUGUUUACGUAAUGUUUUCCUGUUUUUUUGUCUUAUUUGGAGUUACUGGUUAUUACGUUUAUUGUUUCUGCUGUUUAUUAAUUUGGAUUACAUGGUUGAUGCGAGCAUGUGUUUGACUACUUGUUUUACCUAAGCAGGUGAGGAUGAAACCACUUCCCAGAUAACAAAAUUGUACCAGACAACCUCAUCACCCACAUACUGCAUAGAAAGAUGGCACCAGGGCAGCUAGAAUGAACUGUGAUUUAGGCCAGUUCUGGUUUAUUCAGUCCGGUCAUGGCUGAUGUGUGGCCACGAUAUGACCGACAAUACAGGACCGCCCCAGUGCCGUCAUUCCACAAGGUAUAUGGGCCGAAUGAUGUCUGGUGUGGUCCAGAUCUGGGCCACAACAAUUUUGGCAUCUUGGCAGUUCUGGGUUUGGUUUCUGGCUGCAUUUAACAUGAUGGGUUGGAUUUGGCUUUUACAGUUUAGCCUCCACUAACCACAACAAUGUUAUAAUGUGGUCGAGGAUGAACCAACAUACACUGGAGACUGAAAGGACCCUGUGUUAGGGAUUAGAAUUGUAUUUUUUAUAGCAGAAUAAGGACAUUUUUCAAGGCAUUCUGAAUCCAUGAUGUGAUGAUAUACGCACACAAACGGCAUACUUGAAAAACCAUCACUACUGUGCGUUUAAACACGCCCAUUUAUUACCGACUGCCUCACCAACACUGCCUCACUUAAUAGAAACUACAUCAGUACAAACUUGAAUGGUAAGAAUUGUUUUUGAUGUGCUAUUUAUGGUGCAACGUCAAUGGCACACCGACUGCUAUCACAGGAACUACUUUCCCACUGGAUCCAAACUUUAACAUCACUACUAUUUCAGGAAUGGUCUGCAUUAACAGAAAUACAGUAAUGUGGCUUUCUUGUAAUGGAAUACAUGAAGCAGUGAUCUGAAAGCCUCAUUCUUCUGUCCUAAACAGCUGAACAGAUGUGCAUUACUUGAACAACUCUCAGAGAUGGGCACAACAAAUUACCUCUCACUCUUCCAAAGUUAAUUCAAAGACUCUCCACUGUUGUUUUUGUAGUGUUCUUUCAUACACAGUACUAUUUUUGAUGUGGGCUCGGGGAGGGGGUUCAGAGUUGUAUUCAUGAAUUUUGUAAAAAAAAAAAUAAAAUACAUUUUUAUGAAGGGA